This is a messenger RNA of Chrysochloris asiatica (Cape golden mole), 1032 nucleotides long. It is a transcript of the gene TAAR6, whose product is annotated as trace amine associated receptor 6. The transcript has a single exon. Gene Ontology annotation, cellular component: membrane. The record is from RefSeq and is a predicted model, not a curated record. Gene Ontology annotation, molecular function: trace-amine receptor activity. NCBI's taxonomy places the organism in Eukaryota, Metazoa, Chordata, Mammalia, Afrosoricida, Chrysochloridae. Bases 1 to 1032 code for a protein of 343 amino acids. Gene Ontology annotation, biological process: G protein-coupled receptor signaling pathway.
AUGAGCAGCAACACAUCCCUGCCUGUCCCCUUGCAGCUCUGCUACGAGAACGUGAGCGGAUCGUGUGUCAAAGCUCCCUACUCGCCUGGUCCCCGCGUGAUUCUGUAUGCAGUGUUUGGCUGUGGCGCUGUGCUGGCUGUGUUUGGAAACCUUCUGGUGAUGAUUUCAAUCCUUCAUUUUAAGCAGCUUCAUUCUCCAACUAAUUUUCUCAUUGCUUCCCUGGCCUGUGCUGACUUUUUGGUGGGAGUGACCGUGAUGCCCUUCAGCAUGGUAAGGUCUGUGGAGAGCUGCUGGUACUUUGGGGAGAGCUUUUGUAAUGUCCACACUUGCUGUGAUGUGGCAUUUUGCUACUCCUCUCUCUUCCACUUGUGCUUCAUCUCCAUCGACAGGUACAUCGCUGUUACUGACCCUCUGGUCUAUCCUACCAAGGUCACGGUGUCUGUGUCAGGAAUAUGCAUCGGCAUCUCCUGGGUCCUGCCAGUUGUGUACAGCGGUGCCGUCUUCUUCACAGGUGCCAACGACGAUGGUCUAGAGGAAUUAUCUAGUGCUCUAAACUGUAUAGGGGGGUGUCAGACAGUUGUAAAUCAAAACUGGGUGUUGAUAGAUUUUUUGUCCUUCUUUAUACCUACCCUUGUGAUGAUAAUUCUCUAUAGUCAUAUUUUCCUUGUGGCCAGGCAACAGGCUAAAAAAAUUGAAACGACUCAUAACAAAACAGAAUCAUCAGCAGAGAGUUACAAAGCCAGAGUGGCCAAGAGAGAGAGAAAAGCUGCUAAGACCCUGGGUAUCACUGUGGUAGCAUUUAUGAUUUCAUGGUUACCAUACAGUAUUGAUUCAUUAAUUGACGCUUAUAUGGGCUUCAUCACCCCUGCCUACAUUUAUGAGAUUUGUGUCUGGUGCGCUUAUUAUAACUCAGCCAUGAACCCUUUGAUUUAUGCUCUCUUUUACCCAUGGUUCAGGAAAGCCAUAAAACUGAUUGUGAGUGGUCAAGUUUUAAAGGACCAUUCAGCAACCAUGAAUUUGUUUUCUGAAUAA